CCAACCACUGUUCUCCCUCUAUCCUCAACCCGACAGCCUCUGCACACGAUCAGUAUCAUGUUCGACGAAUUUGUCGUACAUCAGCAUCCCUUCAACGCCACCCUCGAUGCUGCAGCCGCCAUACGCAAAAAUACCCACCAAAUAUACAGAAGAUUUGGGCCCUGCGUCAGACUCAUCGCAAGCGCACAGUCCAGCAGAAGGCCCAAAUGCGCCUUUCUGCACGAUACUGCAAAAGCCCUCGGCGCCUAUAUUGCGGAAGUUGCCUCCCUUACGGAGACCGUUGACCUGCUCUUCGGCGCGGUCACGGAUGCAAUUCAGUUCAAUAAGGACAAUCUGGAACCGUGGCUCGACACGAUUGCGAGCCAGUACGAGAUUCUCGUUGCGCACGUUGAUGCACUGCGUGCGCAGGGGGCUGCAUUGUUGAGCGCGCUGGAUGCGCUGGGGCCUGCGGUCACAGACGCCCUCGAGUACUACCCCAGCGUACAUUUCUUGAUCUUCAAAGUCGCCUCACCGAUGGCCCAAUUCUCUGGCAUGGGCGACUACGCCACCGCGCGCGAGGCCGCUUUGCGAGCCACGCCAGUCGAGCUAGACAGCUGGCGCGCGCUCAUCCACGAGAACGGCGAGCUCGUCGACACUAUGGAGUCCAACGCGGAAGAAGCGCGUCAGCGCUUCAGCGUGUGUACUUUGGUCUACAUACGCGGCAGGUGUCUUGAGGAGCGCCGCCUGCAGGUCAUGGCCCUGAUUUGGAGGAUGAGACGGGCCUUGCAAAUAGACGCCGAGGGCCUGUAUGGCGAUGCGAAGAUAUUGCGGUUGGAGAGCGGCUGCAAUUGGCUUUACCUUUGGGGGCAUUGAUCACUUCG
This is a messenger RNA of Schizophyllum commune H4-8, 860 nucleotides long. RefSeq lists its product as uncharacterized. Bases 58 to 852 code for a protein of 264 amino acids. The record is from RefSeq and is a predicted model, not a curated record. The transcript is spliced from 2 exons. NCBI's taxonomy places the organism in Eukaryota, Fungi, Basidiomycota, Agaricomycetes, Agaricales, Schizophyllaceae.